Haliotis rufescens (red abalone) is the source of this 7935-nucleotide messenger RNA. RefSeq names its product serine/arginine repetitive matrix protein 2-like. Lineage: Eukaryota; Metazoa; Mollusca; Gastropoda; Lepetellida; Haliotidae. The transcript is spliced from 11 exons. The record is from RefSeq and is a predicted model, not a curated record. Bases 115 to 6507 code for a protein of 2130 amino acids.
GGCAGAUUCAAGUAAAAUGGCGUUGUUCAAUGUCCGUUACGAAGGAAUGCCGUGAUCGGUUGUAUUCCCGAUCGUUGAACUGUAAAGCAUCGGAUUUUUAACAACAUAACAAAAAUGGACACACCGGAUGACAACAUGGGUGGUGCCCGGGAAGAUGGCAGUGACAAACGUUUAAAACUGAAGAGAAUCAAGAAAAAGAAGUCUAAGUUUGACCUGAACCUCUCGACAAAUAACAAGAUGUCCUUCUCAGCGAGAAUGAAUAUUACCGCAGCCAACUCGUCUGUGGUCAAGGCGUCCCUCCGGGCAAACAACAAGGCAUUGGCCCAGUCACUGGAGAAGGUUCGUCAGGACCUCCGUGUGUCGUACGAGGUGAACAACGAGAUGAAGAAGGAGUUCCAGGACCUCCAGUUGCGCCUCAUGAACCUGGAGCGAGUUGCGGGACUGAAGGACGACAGUCUGGAGAAGGAGGUCCAGCGCAGGAUGGAGGAUAAGACUCAGCAGCUGAAGUACAUCCUGAGCAAAGUGAGUGUCCAUCUCCUGGAUGCUGGCAGCUGUCUGCAGGAUGCCCUUGACAAGUGUAUGGACCCCAGUCGGCUGUCAGUGGCCUCCAGCGCCCGCAACUCCUCCCUAGGCACAUCUGAUGAUGCCUUCUCUCCCAUCAACAGCGGAGCCACAAGCUCGAUCUACUACAACCCGAACACAUUUUCACGUGUGUCAGUCACCCGACCCCAGCCCGUGGAGACCGUGGACCCCACCCCCAUGGAGGCCGACGCCCUACAGCUGCAGGGUGUGGACACUGUCCGCCAGGUGCAGGAAAUGACCAUGAUUCUGGAACAGUCUGUGCUGGCGGAGGCCAACCUCAAGGACGAGUGUCAAGACCUCCCUGCUGUUUCAGAAGAUCCAAUGAUAACUGAGACUGAAUCUGAGGAUAAAGGUCCCUCCAGCAUCUCGGAUAAACUCUCACCCAAAUUUAUCAUCGAAGAAGCCCAAAGAAACGGGCGUUCUAAAAGCAGGCAAAAGGCAGUGUCCAAUUCUAACCAAGAUUUUAUUAAGAGCGCAGAAGCGUCAAGUAUGAAGACUUCAGAGCUCAAAAGAGAUCGCCGGGGUACAUUUGUCGUUCCUGCUCCCCAGCCCCAACUAGAAGCUGCGCCUACGGAAGACAGUAGUAAACAGGAUCGAAGAGGUACAUUCGUUGUAAACAAACCUUUACUAGAAAACGAAGAAAAGCCAAAGAAGGACCCGAAGAGAGAGACAUUUGUCUUGAGCAGAAGCCCAGCAGCCCCAGCUCAGUCGAUUAAGUCCGUGAAGACGGAUCAGGAAGUAUUCAAAGUCCCUCUCCCCGUUUGUGAUCCUGACGAUGUCACUGUGUAUCUGAACAGUGAUAUGGAGCUGACAGAGGUGAUUAACAUAGAACAGAUUUCUGUGGCCAGACCAGCCGACAUUCUGCCUCCUGAAGAUGAGAAUCCUAAAUCUGAGGUAAAGGAUAAGACCAAAACUGGGAGUGGGAAACCAACACAGACCAUCGAGAAAUCAAAAUCUAAGAUUGCUAAAUCAACCUCUCUUACAUCAAUAUCAGCCAAAGAGAAGAAGGAUGUCAAAUUGUCCAAGAGUGAUUCUGAUAUUAGUAAGGAGUCGGAUGACUCCAGCAAACCUGCUGUUGUCCUUCAGCUGCGGAAACCAGGCAAGAUUGUUUUUACUGCGUCACGGAAAGAUUACGAUGGUAGCAGGAAAGCUAUUCCGUCCAAGUUGCCCUCAAGGCCGAGAACUAAAAGUAAGAAGGAGAUGAAAGAUAUGAAGGACUCCAUCGCUGCAAACUAUCCUUCACCAAAGAACAUCUUUGACUUCCAUGACAAGACACCUGUCCAUCUUGCAGAGAAGAGUAGGGUCCAGCCAUCGGUGUAUGAUAUCUCCAUAAAUGACUCGACUGUCCAGCCAUCAGUGGACAAGCCUGAAGGGAAAGAUAAUCAGAUAAAUGGAGAAACUACAAAGAAAGGUGACCCAAAAUGUGAUUCUGUAAGUGUCACUUAUAACAUGCCUUUGAAAGGGAGCCCGGAUGAGAAGAAAGUUGGGGCUAGAAGUCGAUCAAGGAGCCGGGGACCGACUUCCAGGUCAAAGAGUCGAAGUAGAAAGCCGACUUCAGAUCCUGAAGGUGAGCCUGACAACGAAGGAUCGAGAGGUCGACGUGGGAGGUCACGCAGUCGGGCCAGGAAAGAAGAUGCAGGUCAUGAAGAGAUGGAUGUUGAUGAAGGAGAUGAGAAGUGUAAUGAUAGAGGUCGGUCCAGGUCAAGAGGUCUGAUGACAAGGUCAAGGUCACAAAGUAGAAAACGACAGCCUGCUAAUGAGGAUGUUGAAAUGAGUGAUGCAAAUGGUGAAACCAUGCCAGACCAAAGGGAGGAAGGUUGUUUGGGAGAAAAGGUUCAGACAUCUGGGAAGGGGAAAGGCCAGUCAGUUUCAGAAGAUGCCAAAGAGGGUCCAGAUGAGUCAGAGGCACAGGUGUCAAAGACGGAAGCUGGAGAGGUUCUAGAAAAAGCACAUGAGAAGCCAAAGAACUCUAAGAUUGCAAAUAAUAAAACUGAAUCAACACAACCUGUUUGUGUAAUAGAUUCUUCUAAAGCGACAUUUGUAUCCUCACGAAAUGGCAGGAGCAAGAAGCGCAAACCAGAGGAUCAGACAGAAGAGUCCGCAAAAUGUAAAGAGGAUGAGAAUGACAAACAGGAAUUGGGAGACAAAAGUAGCAAGUGUUUGGCUGCAGAAUCUAAAGAUGCAGAUCCAGAGUCAAUACAACCUGUAGGCAGGGCUUCACGAGCUGCCAAGACUAAAGCCAAACAUAUCAACAAACUCCAGGCUGAUGGCUGCAGUGACGAUGAAGCUGAGUCUGUUACAGAUAGGAAGAAGAAGGCUGUGGAAUCAGAUGAUGAUUGGCAGGAUGAUGAGACAGAAAUGGACGAAAGCCUCACUAUGAUUGGUGACUUACAGCCUGUGUCAUCACGAGAUUUUAUUGCAAAACUCAGCUCGUCUAGACCUGUGGUUAAGACAUCAGAGGAGGAAGAGGAGGAUACUGUAGAAAUUCAACCAAUUAGGAAAUCCUCGAGAAGCAUAGGCAGAAGGCAGAGGUUACCGUCAGAGUCUGACGAUGAGGUGAUUCCUCCAACACAGACCAAGUCAGAUGAUGCCAAGACGAGUGUGGCCUCUGCAACAGAUGAAGAACUGGAAGAUGAUGAUGUUGGGAACAAGACCAAAGUGGUACCAGCAACAGAUGAUGAAGGCAAUAGUGAAGAGGAUGCAGUGAUGAAGAAGACAGACAAGCUUCAGAAGAAGAAAGAAACUUCGGCCCUGAAGCAACCCGAUGUUGGUCAAAAGAGUGACAUAGAAAAGGAGUCGUUGAAAAAUGAUAUCGGAGAUGAUGCUAAAAGUCGGAAUGGGAAGCCAACACAGGAAGAUGCUGCUGCAUCAGUUAGUGCACAUCAGUUACCCCUGAAGGGAAAGCCUGAACCAUCAAAGGGCAGAUCUAUGGAACUGAAGAAGGUUGAAAGACAACAGACUAAAAGUAAGAAAUAUGAUGUAAAGGAACUCCUCCAAGCAUUCACUGAAUUUGAUGAUCCUGACCACAGUUUGCGGUUAAACGCAACCUGUAGAAACGACAGUGUUGUAAUAGCAGAAUCGAUCAAGAAUUAUUCUGCUUCUGCUGAUAAGAGUGCUAAAGUCAUUGUGCCUUUGGAUGAGAUGGAAGAUCCUGGGGAGGAAGAGGAAGUUUAUCAUCUUCCUCUCAAAGGCAGCCCAAAAGAAAGUGGAAAAGGAAAAGGUCAGUCCAGGUCAAAAGGUCGUAGUCGUAGCAAGAAGAGGACUGAAUCUGAAGACUUUGAUGUCAAGCAGAACAGCAGAGAAGGAAAGAAGGACAAAAAGGAUGGAUCUAAAAAUGUUGAAAGUGGGACGUAUUCAUUACCUUUGAAAGGAAGCCCUGAUAAAACAAAGAGAAAAGAAUCCAGAUCACGGAGUAAGUCAAGGUCACGAGAAGAGAGAGGUGGUAAACGCAAGAACUAUAUUGAAGUAGAUUCUGAUGAUGAAGUACAGCCAGGAGACUCAAGCAGCAUUUCUAGUACUAAGGUUGACAAAGGUAAAAAUGUUGAAAUUGAGACAUCAUCUUUGAAAGGAAGUCCAGAGGAACCUAAGAAAAAAGACACAAAAUCUCAGAGUAGGUCCAAAGUAGAGAGAGAUUGCAGUCAACGCAAGAACUAUAUUGAAGCAGAUUCUGAUGAUGAAGAUGAAAUAGAAUUAAGAAAACCAAGCAGCAUUGAUUCUACAGCUGACAAAGCUAAACAAUUAAAGUUAAAAGAGACAAGCAAACAUUCUAAAAAUGUUCAUGAGCCUGGCAACAAGGCAGAAAGUGAGACUUAUUCAUUACCUUUUAAAGGGAGUCCAGAUAUACCAAAAAGAAAAGACUCAAGAUCUAGAAGCAAGUCACGGUCAAGAGUUGAGAAAGAUCGCAGUCAACGAAAGAAAUAUACUGAAGUAGAUUCUGAUGAUGUAAAUGAAGUAGAGUUAGAAGAAUCAAGUGGACGUUCUGGAAAGAUUGAACAACCCAGCAAUAAGUCAAGUAGUGAGACUUAUUCAUUACCUUUGAAAGGGAGUCCAGAUGUACCAAAAAAGAAGGACUCAAGAUCUCGCAGCAAGUCAAGGUCAAGAGUAGGGAGGAGUAAGGUUCAACGCAAGAAGCAUACUGAAGUAGAUUCUGAUGAUGAAGAUGAAAUACAAUUGAAAGAAUCCAACAGCAUUUCUGAUUCUAAGGUUGAUAAACCAAAGAAAAAUGUAGAAGAAAAUGGGACAUAUUCCUUGCCUUUAAAAGGAAGUCUGGAUGAAUCAAAGAAAAAGGACUCAAGAUCUCGAAGUAAGUCAAGGUCAAGAGUUGAGAAAGAUCGCAGUCAACGAAAGAAAUAUACUGAAGUAGAUUCUGAUGAUGAAGAUGAAAUACAGUUAGAAGAAUCAAGUGGACGUUCUGGAAAGAUUGAACAACCCAGCAAUAAGUCAAGUAGUGAGACUUAUUCAUUGCCUUUGAAAGGGAGUCCAGAUGUCCUAAAAAAGAAAGACUCAAGAUCUCGAAGCAAGUCACGGUCAAGAGUUGAGAAAGAUCACAGUCAACGCAAGAAGUAUACUAAAGUAGAUUCUGAUGAAGAUGAAAUACAAUUGAAAGAAUCAAGCAGCACUCCUAAUUCUAAAGUUGAUAAACAAAAGAAAAAUGUAGAAGAAAGUGGGACAUAUUCCUUGCCUUUAAAAGGAAGUCCAGAUGAAUCAAAGAAAAAGGACUCAAGGUCUCGGAGUAGGUCAAGGUCAAGAGUAGAGAGAGGUAAAGGGCAACGCAAGAAGUAUAUUGAAGCAGACUCUGAUGAUGAAGAUGAAGUACAGUUAGAAGAAUCAAGUGGACGUUCUGGAAAGAUUGAACAACCCAGCAAUAAGUCAAGUAGUGAGACUUAUUCAUUACCUUUGAAAGGGAGUCCAGAUGUACCAAAAAAGAAAGACUCAAGAUCUCGAAGCAAGUCAAGGUCAAGAGUAGAGAGGAGUAAGGUUCAACGCAAGAAGCAUACUGAAGUAGAUUCUGAUGAUGAAGAUGAAAUACAAUUGAAAGAAUCCAACAGCAUUUCUGAUUCUAAGGUUGACAAACAAACAAAAAAUGUAGAAGAAAGUGGGACAUAUUCCUUGCCUUUAAAAGGAAGUCCAGAUGUCCCAAAAAAGAAAGACUCAAGAUCCCGAAGCAAGUCACGGUCAAGAGUAGAGAAAGAUUCCAGUCAAAGUAGAAAACGUGGAGUUGACAAGGCAGCAACACCCGAAAGAAACAAUGGGAAUGACUCAAAAUCCCAUUCAAGAAGAGAAAGUCUUCAGAUCACAAUUGAUGCCGAGCCCCCAGAAGAUGGUGGUACGAGGAGUGUUAAGAAACUACAAAAAAGAAAAUCAGAUGAGGAGAUCUCUCAGAACCCGACUGAGGAGAAAACAAAUACAGAUAAGAAAACAAAUCCAUCAUCUGGAAGUAAAAAUGCCAAGUCAACAGGGAAGAAAUCAGCCAAGAAGAAGUUAGAGGUGGUAGCUGACAAACCUGCCCGCAGCAAAGAAAGCCAACAGGCUGAGCUGAAGAUUAUGUUCAACGAGCUGAAGCGCAAGUUGUCCAUGCUUCCCAACCCUGCGGAGAGGAUGUCACUCGCGGGGACGGAGAAGGAGAACGGAGAGUUGAAGAGGAAGAGAGAGUCCGAGGAAAAUGGCGAAGGAGGUAUGAAGAGGUCAUGCAGAACUGGUGCAGUCAGUUACAAGGAACCUUCAAUGAGCGCGAAGCUUCGUCGAGGGGAUCCAGGCACAUCCCACUACUGCACAAGCUCAUCACUGAAGCUGUUCAAAUCUCCCAAGGCAGCUAAAACGGGAGUCCCAAAGAAAAGAGUUAAGAAGGAAUAUGAUGAUGAAAGAGACGGUCUUGGAGUCAGCGUUCUUGACAAUAUUUCCAACACAGUGGAUAGCAGUAAUUGACAGAUCGGCAGCACUUACGUGGACCUAGCCAGUCGUUCUGCCUCACAGCGGGACUUGAAGUAGAAGCUGAUGAAUGAAACACUGUAAAACUAUCACAGAAGUGCCUGUAUACCUGGGUUACAUCUCGGAAUCUAAAUCUCCUGGAGGGUGUUCCACUAAAUUGGUAAAACGUGUGAGACCUGCAUCACUUGUGACUUUCCUCCCACGUCAAGCUGACACAUUGUGAUGUAACUGGAUACUGUUCAAAGUGGCAUUACUAGAAGGUCCCAUUCUUACUGGCUUGAUUUGUAACUCCCCCUUCAUGGAGAACUUGUCGAGAUGUCCCUGGUUGGAAUCAGACUUAUUUAUCAAAUCUUUUAGUUGUGCUUCAAUCUCAUUAAAAUCAUAUCUUAGUUCUCGCUAUCGCUAUGUUAUAAGCAAAGAUCUGAGGACAUCCCAUUGCGUGUCAUGUCAAAACAACCUUUCAUCUGACCAAUCAGAACAUCGCUUAUCAGAUCAUAAAAGUGACAGUUGGAAUGUGAUUUUGGAUCGUGAAACCUCGAUAAAAACACAGAGUAUUCCGAAUGACAGUUAUGGGUUUUAUGUCUGUAUUCAUACAAUCAAGGCCAUCUAUUUGCCCUUCCAGAAUGUUCGUUUGUUCAGUUUUUAAUUUUUAAAUAGAGUACAUGUCAAAAUAUGUUUCGAAGUGUAGUUGCCAGUUAGAAACCCGUGCCGUAAAGCUCAAUUAAGCUGCCUUCUGAUUGGCUAUUGUCAACUUCUUGUUAGUCAUUCCACUGGUCAGUCAAAGGUCGCAAAACUUCGGUCUGACUUGUCCCGAAAUGGGAUGUCCUCAGAUCUUUGUUUUGAGUUAUAAGAACAAGAUCUGAUUUUAAUGAGAUUGAGUUGUGCUUCUUUCUGCUGGUGAGGUUACUGUUGUUAAUGAACUUCUGAUUCAUCCAUCCUAACAUGUGACCGUGAUCUAUUAAUAGUGCUCAUGUUUUGCCUAGGGGAGUAUCUACAAGAGUAUGUACAGUACUAUUUAACCCUACGUAGUGAUUCUUUUAUAUCUUUGAGCCCUUAUUUAUCAUUUUAUUUGAAAUUGAUUUUUUACCACUUCUCCAAAACUGAAAGGAUGAACACGAAACUUUAGGAGGAGGAUUAUCAUGAAUACAGAGUUCUUGAAUCCAACAAUACAGAAACCGGGGUAUAAUAGGUCUUCAUUAACCCAUGCUUGCUGUAAAAGGCGACUAUGUUUGUCUUAAGAGGCGACUAACGGGAUCGGCUGGUCAGGCUUGCUGACUUGGUUAAUUCAUGUCAUCGUAUCCCAAAGGCGUGGAUCGAUGCUGAUGAUGUGAUUCACUGGAUUGUCUGGUCCAGACUCGAUUAUUUACAGACCACCAUCAUAUGGCCGGAAAAUUGCUGAAUGAAUCGUUAAACAACAAACAAACA